CAUUUUUAUCGUCCUUACAGAAGAGCUACAUGUAAAUUUAAGAUGGACUCGAAUUCUCAUAUACCAACAACAAUGUUCACAAAAUGGAAAUCAUAUUUGACAUCGGGAGAAACAUCCCAACUAUUACAAUUCUUAGAAGAAUACAUACAUUUAUUUGGACAUUUUUUAGACCUUGAAUUUCAGCAACUUAGUGAAGGCUUGUACAAUGAAAGCCCACCCAGUUUAACCCAACACCCAGAGUCCUUACUUGAUCAUUUAGGAAGAGAAAUACUGAAGUGCAGCUGUGAUUUGGCUAGAGAUAUUCAACAAGACAGCCUGGAAUUAUUGGCAGCUAUUAUGAAGUGCCUUAUAAUUAUAUGCAGAAAUUAUGACAACGUGCUUUUUGUAGCGUCCUGUGAUUUUGUUAAGCAUGCAGUGGCCAGUGCUCAGACUAUUCUGUCCAAUCUCACAAGUGGCAGCAAGCAAACAUUGAGCACAGCUUUGUUGAACAUGAUGGAGCUGAAUGUCAAGUUGGUUUUGCAUUUUCUGGAGUGUUUGUAUGAUCCUUACUUUGUUUGGAGAAAAAGAUUAAAAGGAUGGACAGUUGAUGUAGAACAGUUAAUUUCCCAGCCAGCAUUGGUGCAUAAUGAGGUCAUUCCAUUUUUUCAUGAGUGUUUUCAGAAACCCAGUCUUUCACAGGAGCUGCAACGCUCUCUUCUUCAUAUGUUUGGUGCCAUAAUGUCUGGCUCUCAGGUUAAUGCCGUCAGGACAGUGACCCCCGCUACACUUGAUGUCCUACUCUCCUUGCUGUCCAGUAAAGCACAGUGCAGCUUCAGUGUCACGGAUGACAGAUACCAUGAGCUCCAGACCCUCACCCUGCGAUGCAUGGUCAUAAUGAUUCACACUAUACAUUCCUGCAGUCCUGAUGAGCGCCAAGUAGAAGUACCAGAAGUGUUCUCAAAUUUCUUGGAAGUGAUAUUUACGCUGAGUGCCAGCAUUCGUCAAGUUGACAUUCUGUGUGCAAUGAUAGGCAGCAUUGGAGACAUAGUGAACUGCUCGGAUAAAGUGGCACUACAGGCAUUGGUGAUGAGUGACAACCUGUUUGAAGGACUUGUCUCCUUGUUAAAAGGCAGCCAGUUUCAGGGACUAGAUCUUCAAAAACUUGCUUGUGCAAUAGUCAAAACACUACAGAGCAUUUUCUCUGGGUCACCGAGUGCAAAGGGAAUGUUUGAGAUGUGUGUUGGAUAUAACGAGUUCCUACAGAUAUUGAAAGAUUGUGGACAGCCGUCUCGAGAACUGCUUGUAUGUCUGUUAGAUUUGAUUGAAGAAGGACCUUUCCAAACGACAAAAUGUCAUGUGAUAAGGAACACCCAAGCUGCUGUUUUGCUGAUGAAAUGGGUGGAACACAUUCAGACUCCUGAGCUUCAGGUGUGGCUGAGUGAAGAAAUGAAGAAAGUCUGCACUGCCAGUUAUGGUAACAGAAUGGCCUGCUGUAGAGGACAGAUGGUUGGGGUAUUGAUCUCUUUGUUACAAAACCACUCGAACCUUCAACUCAAGACUGUUGGGUACAUAAUUUGCCUCUUGGAGAGACUUGGUAACUUGUCCAUCUCUGCUUCAGAACUCAAGAGUUUAAUUGGUCUCUUGAAGCCCUCGGCAGAUAAAAAACAGUAUCCUUACACCACGCGACUGAUGAGGUCAUUAUCAUUUAUGGCAAGACGAGAUGGAUUGUGUGGACCUCUUCACUUCUUUGAUAUACAGAAUUUAUCUGAUGUGAUCAACUUACCUGGCAUACGCAAGUGGCCAGGUCCUGGGUUUUCAUUCUUCACCCUUCUGUGUUUAGAACCACACCCGAGUUUAGAAAGAAUAAGGCAGUCAGUCUCAUCGCUAUCAUCAUUUUCAUUGUCAUCUGGAACAUUAUCUUCACCGUACUACAGGAGAAUCAUUUACAGUUUUAGCAGCAGUAGUGGUUGUGGGUUUGAGGCUUUUGUGACGUCUGGUCUCAGCCUGACUGUUGCUACCUUCAGUAAAAAAGAUUACAGCACAGUUACAGUUCCAGAAGUCACUCUGGAUGAUGGUUACUGGCAUUCCAUUUGCAUAGUCCACCUGGCUGGUAGGAGAUUCUCCAACAGUCCUGGCCAAGUCAUCGUGUAUAUAGAUGGUAAACUGAGAACCACCGCACCACUUAAAUUUCCAAGUCUUUCAGAACCUUUCAAUAUUUGUCAAGUCGGGUCCCCUGGUAAGAAAUUGACAACAGAAUGUGUCAGCGACACGUCUGCUAACAGUCAACAAGAAGUGAAAAAAGUCUCUUCCUUAAAGUACAUGUUAUCCUUCGCUCUUCGAGGCAGUGAUACAUCUACUAGUGGCUCCAAUGUCAACACCCUAGCCUCCGGAGCUCAGGAGGAGACUUGGGGUCCAGUGACGUGCCUCCAUGGUCAGAUGGAGUCUAUUUGUGUGUUCCAUGAUUCCCUCCAGUCAGAUCAGGUUAAAGCCCUCCAUCAAAUGAGCGUCAAUUCACUGUUCCAUUUUUCCACUGAUGCAAUAAUGGCUGACUUGCCAAGUAAGCUGAUAGCCAGGUAUAGUGCAAAGGCUUGCAAGGGCUCUGUGUGUGCUGACCUUUCACCUUUUCAAAAUCAUGGCACAUUCUCAGGCAACAAGUGUAUCAACUGGGAUUUAAAAGAUGUCAUAAAUUGCCUGGGUGGCAUCCAAGUGUUAUUUCCCUUGAUAGAACUCUUGGACCAGAGAGUCAUAGAGCUUCCAGAUGAAAGCCCAAGUUCCCCAACAAGGGGAGAGGCUGAAGAGCUUGACCUUGAUGAUUGGGCCAUUGUGGAUAGUCGAGCUUCGCUAACAACAGAAAUUAAACUGGACCACAACCAACUGGCUGCGUUCAUCACCAUGCUGCGAUGCAUGCUAAAAGAAAAGUCGGUAAACAGAGACAACUUUGUCCGCUCACACUGUGCUUCCACGCUGGGGAUGCUGAUGCAGAAGGUUCAUCCAGACUUCAUGGAUGUGACUGUCUUGAUGGCUGUCCAAUAUCUGGUUGAAGAUUGUGAUGACAGGACAGCGGUCAAGUCAACAUUACUACAGCACAUCUACCACUACAUUUUGUUUGACUUCUCCUUAUGGAGCAAAACACAGUUUGCUGUUAGAAUUGGCCACAUCCAGUACUUGAACACACUCAUCAAAGAUGACAGGAAGUAUUUCAGAAACAAAUAUGGAGUUCAGUUUUUCUUGGACAUCAUCAGAGCUUAUUACAGUACACCAGAAGACAGUCACCUGAGCGAGGAUGAUGGGAAGGUGAUUAGAACGUCCUUGUUCUCUCUGAUCAAGUUCUACGUCAUGAAUACCAUCAAAUCAGAAGAGCUGACUCAGAUCAUGAGCUUUUUGUUGGCUGUGAAGCAACCUGCAUUGCUUUUGGAAGCCAUGGACCUCCUGAUCUCACUCUUAGAGAACCCAAACAGAAAGCAGGACCAGUUGAUACUAUUGCUGUACGAGGCUUACCAAGCCGAGAUGUUUUACAAACUGUUGACCUACCCCAGGCAGCCAAUCAUAUUCUAUGAAAAAAUUGUUAAGAUUCUCUAUAUCCUGUUGAAGUCAGAAAGAGUUUAUGAGAAGAACAAGUCUCGCCUUCGUCUGGCUGACAUUGGUCACUGGGGUCUCAUUAACUUGAUGAGCCUGUAUGACAUAUCAGCACCAAUGAUCAAGAGGUUUAUUGAACAAGUGUCUUUCACAGAAACACCUCAGACCUAUGGAGCCGUCUUGGCUGUACUUGGACUGGUACAUAACUGUGGUAUGGACAUCAAAUCUGAAGCUAGUAGGCAGUUGUUAGCCAUCAUCGUUUCCAAAUCAGGUGCCGCCAAAGGUUUGGCCAAGCAGCUUGGCUGGCAGGAGAACAUCACACGUCUGCUGACACUGGAUCGCAAAAGAGCAUUCUCAGUGGUUGGAGAGGACAUCAGCAGUGCAGCCAGAACUCUCAGGCCUAGGACACAACGGAUGAGUGUGAGUGAAGAGAGUAUUGUAGCACAUCCAGAGACAGGACACGCGGGUGGCAAGCAGGACAUCGAUGAAACUGACCCACAUCUGGAGCAGAAGUUUGUUUUCGAUGAAUCAGCAGAGGAAAAAAUAUCUAAGGCUUGUCCUGACUCGGUCUUUAUCCCAGACAGCAUCAAUGCAGGUUCCCCCACCAGGCCCACCAUGCUGCCCUUCCCACUCUCAAGUCCAGACAAAGACAAUGAAGACAUCCUCCAGAUGAUGGAAGAGCCUGCCCCCAACACUCCCCUGUACAUCAAGAGAAAGUUCUAUGGAAUGGAGACUCCAGACCUGGAGGACGGUGAUGGUCUGCAUAAUGAAAGCAGAAGUUCUAGCACAAGUGUUGAGGAUCUUCUCAGAGAUACAUCUUCCACUAGUGACUCCAUUGGCCUUGACCUCUCUUCCAGCGCCAGCAAUGUGUCCAUUUCCUCUGGCGUCUUUGAAGGGGACAGCACUUCCAGGGACUCUCGCUCAUCCCUAGACACCAUCGGCAAUGUAGACGACCUGGUUCAGAUGAGAUCACCAACUUGCAGAAGGGACUCUUCUGCCGAGAACAUCUUAAGUAGAGACGAUGAUUCCUUGAGGGCUUCUGCUGUUUUUCAGAAAGAAAGUUUCAAAAAGGUGUUAGACCAUGUUGGUGUUGAGUUGAAUGAUGCCACUGAGCAGAAGGAAGAGCUCUGUCAGAAUGUUUUAAUCAUACUUCUGUCAAUUAUGUGGAAGGGGAUCGAAGGCUCCACUACACAAGCUUGGAAUGAGAGGUGCCAAGUCUUAACUUGGAUAGGUGAGCUGGGCGACUCGCAUGAAUUGAUCCGGCCUCCAGACGAAAUCAAACGCAGACUGCUGGAAAUGAUGCUUCACAACUGCACCACAGACAUUAAGAAUAGUGGAGUGCAGACCCCUGUAGCUCUUAUGGAAAAUGCUGCUGAAAUAAUGCGUUUAGUGCAAGACUUUGUCACCCGCAUUGAUGUCUCUCAAGAAUCCUUCUCAACCAGGCUCCUAGAAGAUGUGAUGCUCCUUCUUACCGCACUUGGAAUCUGGGACUCACCAGCAAUGGUGGCCUGGACUGACAUGAUCCACAGAGGCUUCUCAAUACUCCUGGCAUUCUCAAAACAACCAAACCUUGAGUUAGUGUCUGCAUCGUCCGUCAAGCUUCAUGCUUUUGUCCAAACCAAACUCAUCAGUAGCUCUGCUGAAGCCUCGUACAUCCUAGGUGUCCUCAACUCCAUUAUAUUGAAAUCUAUUGAAGAGAACUCAGACAAUUAUACCUUCCUGAUGAAUGUACUCCGAGCACUGAUCGAAAAGGGGCAAGAACUCCUGACCACCAGCAUCCACCUGCCUCACUUGCCCAAGACAUCCAUGAACCCGUCGUUCUUUGAUGACUUCAAAACCUAUGUGUACAGUGAAGAAUGGCAACGCUUCAUAUCCAGCUAUGUUGGCCCUCAGAUGACCCACUUCAUCGAGAGCAACUUUGAGCAGGACCUUGCCUCCAUGUCCACCUUCUGGUCAGACUGCCACGAGCAGAUGAUGAUGAACCACCACAAGCACAACCGAGAGAUAGGGGAGAGUAGGCUCAAGUUCAAGGCACAUUUUGAUGAGGUCUACCAGAAGAAGGUGGACCUUGAGACCAGAAGGUUUCUAAACAUGCAAGCUCAGCAGAAGAACCAGCAUCUGUUUGCUCUGCGGCAAUGGAGGGCAACCAAAAGAUUCUUCACCGGAGAAAGAGGCACUUGGAGGAGCGGGCAACAGCAGGAAGUUCACUGGAAACUGUCCAAUCAAGAAAACUUCCAAAGGAUGAAAGUGAAGCUGACCCAAAACUACAACUUUGAUAGUCACAUCAACGCUAGCCGGCUCAGAGACAAUCUGGGAGUGAUAGAUGUGGAUAACUCCAUCCACUUGGAGGAACUAAAGAGUGUGAAAGAUGCUUUAGUCUCAAAGGAGGAUAUUGCUGAUGACAGUCUGGGAGAUGAAGAAUGGAGUGCCAUAUCUGCAUCAAGUGCCAACAUGGAAGAGUACACUGGUACAGAGAAGCUUGUCAUCUCGGCAGACUGUGACCUAAUUACUGUGACAGAUGAUAUCAAAGGGAGGCUAGAAGUGACUACAACUCAUGUUUAUUUCUUUGACUGCAGUCCUCAUAAAGAAGAAGGGGGAGAGGAUUUCAAGUGGUCGCUGUCACGGCUUCGAGAGAUUCACUUCCGUAGAUACAACUUGAGGCGCAGUGCCCUGGAAGUUUUCCUCAUUGAUCAAACUAAUUACUUCAUCAACUUUCCAGAAAAGCAAAUGCGUAAUAAGAUCUACAGCCACAUACUGAGUUUAAGACCUUCCAAUUUGAUCUAUAAAGGUCAGAGGUCACCAGCAGAUCUACUAAAAGCCUCUGGUUUAACUCAGAAGUGGGUGAACAGAGAAAUAUCCAAUUUUGAAUAUUUGAUGCAACUGAACACAAUAGCCGGUAGGACUUAUAAUGACCUCAGCCAAUAUCAUGUGUUUCCAUGGAUACUGACAGAUUACACAUCUAAACACCUUGACCUUGAGAACCCCAAAAGUUUUCGAGACUUGUCUAAGCCAAUCGGAGUUGUGAACCCACGCAACGAGGAAGAAGUUAGAGAGAAGUACGAUACAUUUGAAGAUCCAUCUGGCAUGAUAGAGAAGUUUCACUAUGGCACACACUACAGUAAUGCUGCCAGCGUCAUGCACUACUUGGUGAGAGUGGAGCCAUUCACCACACUCCACAUUGAGCUACAGAGUGGCAAGUUUGAUGUAGCAGACAGACAGUUUCAUUCAAUUCCUGGCAGCUUUGCUUCGCUGAUGGACAACCCUAAUGAUGUGAAGGAACUGAUUCCUGAAUUUUUUUACUUCCCAGAAUUUUUAGUCAACUUUAAUGGUUUUGAUCUGGGGAGGCUGCAGAUCACUUGUGAUCCGGUGGAUGAUGUGAAACUACCACCCUGGGCUAGUACUCCUGAGGAAUUCAUCUAUAAACAUCGACAGGCUUUGGAAUGUGAGUACGUGUCCUCUAAUCUCCAUAACUGGAUUGAUCUUAUCUUUGGCUACAAGCAGAAGGGACCAGCAGCUGUGGAGGCUCUUAAUGUGUUCUACUAUGUUACUUAUGAAGGUGCUGUGGACCUUGAUGCUAUCCAGGACCCCAAAGAGAGGCUCUCUGUGGAAGGCAUGAUUAGAAACUUUGGCCAGACUCCUUCUCAGUUAUUGAAAGAACCUCACCCAAAGAGACUAACAUUUGAUGAAGCUGUAACAAAGAGUGCCAAAUCUGGCAAGCCAAUGAGCAUCUUCAAUUUCCUGAAGGAUCUCAAGCCAUUUUUUGUUCAUGUGUCAACUGACCUGGACCCUUUGGUGUAUGUGACAGUGCCUAAGAGCCAAUCAAGAUCCAUAUUACAACAGGGAAUGCCAGACAGUCUGGUUACAAUAACAGAAGAAGGUAUUAUUGGUGUACAUGGGUGGCUUCCCUUCGAUAAAUCCAUUCCUAAUUUUUACACAUUUGACAAGGACCCGACAAUGUUGAGUCCAAAAACCAAGAAGCGAGUUGGAGGGUCAUUCUCUCCUGGGUUAAAGGUCAGUGCCAAACUGUUUGUGGUAUCCCAUGAUGCCAAGCUGCUGUUCAGUGGAGGAUACUGGGAUAACAGCCUGCAGGUGUACAGUUUAACUCGGCCAAAAGUCAUUAACCACAUUGUUAGACACAUAGACAUAGUCACCUGUUUGUCCCUUGACCUUUGUGGUAGACACUUAGUCACAGGCUCUAAAGACACGACUUGUAUGGUCUGGGAAAUCAUCCAGCAGGCUGGUGUAAGUGUCAACCUCAAUUCAAAGCCUCUACAAACUUUGUAUGGUCAUGACUCGGAGGUCACUGCCGUUCAUAUCUCUACAGAACUAGAUUUGGUUGUGUCAGCUUCCAAGGAUGGUACAGUGAUUCUACACACUGUCCUGAAAGGUCACUACACUAUGACUCUCAGAGCACCCUCCCAGUUGGGCUGGACACUGGACAUUCCUCUGAUGGCUGUGUCAGACACUGGUCAGAUUGUCCUCUACUGUGUGGAGAUGGAGAAGCAGACAGGGGAGGGGAGGCGAAGGCAGCAGGAAAGACAUUGCCUACAUUUGUACUCAGUGAAUGGGAAACAUUUGUUUAGUGAGCCGCUGACCUCCAGCCUUGGAGACAUGUGCAUGUCAGGGGACCACUUGAUUCUGGGCAAUGGCUCUGGACAGCUGACUGUGAUGGAAAUAUUUGGACUGAGGCCACUGACCACUAUGGAGUUGCUUCUCCCCAUCCAGUGCAUCACUCUCUCCAACGGCAACAGCCACAUCCUUGUAGGGCUGAGAGAUGGGAAACUGAUCAUCAUUGGGAACAAGGGGAAAUAAACAGAAAGUGUAGAAAGGAUGACAGAGUUGCCUGCCCUUGUGUAGAGCUUGUUGUUCCCACUCCGGACAUCAUUUGUAAUUGAGAUUCUGUUUAGCCCUGAAACUAUUAGCACUUGACUGUACAAAAUUUUAUUUAUUGUUUCCUAAACAAGUGAUAGUGCAGGCUGUUUCCUGCAGAAAACUUUAAGUUCAUGAACAAAAAACCUGGCAGACGUGUUGGACAUUGGUUGUCAUUGUUGCUGAUAUCAAUUUUGUUUGUAAUGCGUUGUUAUUGGUUUCUAAUUUAUUCAUUGAUAAGCUAUGUCAAGAGGCAUAACUCUUUAUGCUGGGGUAAUGCUUUUUAUAUUUUUUGGCUGUAGAAAAAAAUUAUUUAUUUGACAAUUUGUUUUAUUUGAAUGGUAAUAUUUUUUUUUUAAACAUGAAUCACUCUCCUGGGUUAUUUGACAAACUGUUGUAUGUGAAUAGUUUGAAGAGUUUCUUUCACGAAUCACUCUUAUUUAUGUCUUUGUUAUUGUGAAAUGCCAUAGAGUCAAGACAAUGAUAUUAAUGCUGUAUUCUCUCAUGUUUUAGAGUUGUUUUUUUUGGUUAGUGCAAGGUAUUACAUUCUUGUUGUUUGAGUGACAUCAAUAGACCAGAGUUUAUGUAUGUACCCCUCAAACCUAUUUAUUGUUCUUCAAAUGUGUGUUUCAAAUGUAUUGUAAUAUUACACUUCUACAUGAAUAUGUAUCCAAAAUAAAACAUUUAAUGAAGCAAGUUAAUUAUUUCUUUGAGUAAAAUAAUAGGAAGAAAUGGGAUAGUUUUAUGUUAUAACGACCUGGCUUUGCCCUACAUAUUAUGCAACAGUUGAUGCGUAUAGACAUGCUGAGAAGUGAUCCAGUUCCCUCUAUAUUCUCUGUUCUGUUCUUUCAUCAGGUCUUUUAAAGACUUGAAUGUGCUGGCGGUCAAAACUUUCUGCCCCUAUCUGUGAUUAAAAUAUUCAUUUAAAUUACUACCAAUCUUAUAACACUUUAAUAGCGGUUUCAAACAAUGCCAAGACACUAUGUUAUUGCUGACGAAGGAUCAUAUCAUUUUAGUGUCCCUGAAUACUCUACCUGUCAAAGGCUUCCUUCUGCACCUAUCAGAGAUAGAAAUGUUUAUUUAAUUUUGGUUUGACUUAAAUAGCAGUUUCAAUCAAUACUAACAAAGUAAAAGUCAUUGCAAGUUUAUUCAAGGCAGUGAUUAGACUAAUGCUCGUAACAUUGGGACUUUAGAGAAUGCUAAACACAAUGUUGGUUAUAUAAAUAUAUUUUCUUUCUAUGUGCAGGAUAUUUGUAUAUAUUUACCAAAAUUUGUUAAGAUAUUGAUCAGCUGUUUUGACAUUCAGUGAACAUGACAGAACCAAAGAACUCCUCCAGCUUUCACUCACAUGUUGAAAACUACAUUUAUGUCAAUUGGAUUUUUUUUAUUUAGAGUUUACAAGGAAAACAAUUUUUUUUUCUGAUGAACUGGUUACCAUUGAACUUAUUUAUGAUUGAACUUUCUUUUCAGAAUCAUUCAUGUUGAGCUUUUUUUUAAAAAAAAAUCAUAAGCCUUCCUCAUAAAAUUGAAAAAAUUGAAGAAGAGAAAAAUGUUAUUUUUUAAUUUUCUUUCAGUGCGUAAAUUAUCACAAAUGCAUAUCUUUUGUGAAUUAAAAUGGAUCAACAAUUAUACACAGCAUUAACCUUCAGUCCUCUUCAGGCAGGGUUUUAUCAAGACGCUUUUAAUUGAAAUAAUUUUCCUGCACAUUCAAUAAGACAUGCUCGACUCAAAUUUUAGUUCAUCUGACCAACCCUUACACCUGCUCAUUCCAGCAGAAUCUUAAAGUAGCAAAAUAUUCCUUCAACAUUCAGAUGAUCAUGUUUGGCCAUUAUAAAGGCUAAAAGAUUUUGUGUCUAGAUGUGGUCCAAACUACUGUGCAUUUUUUGAUGUAUUACUUUUGCAAGACACAGAAUAACUCUUGUUAGAUUGUUGUCCCAUAGAUUUUAAAUAGUUUACAAGUAUAUGGAACAAAGGGGAUUGAACAGAAUGUAAUGUAUGUUCUAAUAUUUAGAUUUGAAUGCAUAUUUCUUUUUAAUUAUUCAACCAGGUACAAUGGCUGUUGUAUUUAUGAAUAAUUUAUUGGCAUAUUUAUAUUAUCUGUGCAAUUUUAGUUAUAAACAUUCCACACAAAGUUUUUGAGGUUUGGACAACUAUACAAAUGUGUGUGUGUGUAUUUGAUUAUUUAUAAUUGAUAUAGUAAGACAUAUACAUAAUGUACUGACAUAGGUCAGUGAACAGGAAGAGAAACUUUGUAUCUUUGAUAUAUAUAUAUAUAUACACUCGGGUUAUGACUUUUUGUUUCAAAUUGAAAGCUUGCAUCUGUAAAAAAUAAACUUUUGCCUUUGAUUCUCAGAAAAAAACUUCAUGAAUUGUAUUCCUCCAGUUGAACUGGAAAUGGGAUAAAAAUGUUCUCAGCUUAUCCACUUAUCAGCUUAUCCCCUAUGUUGAGCUAAAAUGUCAAGAAUGAUAGUUUUUGCGGAGCUCUUCAAACGGACUACCUGAUAUUCUUCAAUGUCACUUCUCUUUCCAUUGAAAUUCAAGCAAAAUUCUUUGUAGAGAUCAGUUGUUGUUUUUUUUUUUCAGGCCUGCAUUACCUUUGACGACAUCCAUGCUCACUAGGUGCCUAACUUUUGAUGUUGCAGAUAAAUCUCUCUUCACUUCAAGUUUGAAUAAUAUUUCAUGUUGAGAAUGUCACCAUCUGGACUUCAGAUUUUUCUUAUGAUACUUUUUUUUUUUAAUGGAAACUCUUCGCCAGUAUUAGGUUCUGUGCUUCUCUUGCCUUCUUUAGUAGAAUAACCAUUAGAGAAUUCUUGCAAUUGACCAGUCUAAUACGCUUAGGAGGGGGCGCGGUGGUCGAAUGGUUAAGCUCUUGACCUCCAAACCUGAGGUCCUGGGUUCAAAUCCCAGUAAAGACUGGGAUUUUGAAUUUCAGGAUUUUUAGGGCACCCGAGUCCACCCAAUUCUAAUGGGUACCUGACUUUAGUUGGGGAGAGUAAAGGCGGUUUAUCAUUGUGCUGGCCACAUAACAUCCUGCUCGUUACCGUUGGCCAAAGAAACAGAUAUCCUUAACAUCAUCUGCCCCGUAGAUGGCAAGGCCUGAAAGGGGUAACUUUACUUUUUUUUUAUUAAGCUUAGGAACAUUUACGGUGCAAGAAUUUUUACCUGACCAAACAGGAAAAAAGUAACAUACUGGCAAAAGUUUAUCAAAUGAAACAUAGGGAAAAUUAAUUUAAAAACAAAAAUAAAAAGUCAUAACUCUAAUAUACACUGUGUGAGUUUGCUUAUACUUGUUAUACAGGUCAGGCCUCUUAAUGUUUACUUGCCAUGUUGAGUCAUGACAUAUAUAUCAGUUGCUUGAACUCAGUGAACUGUUGAUUUGUUGGUCCAUGGCCUACUUUGAUUUGUAGGUCAGUUUACUUUUGGUCCAUUGAUUGGUUGGUCUGUUGUCUGAAGGGGGUCAAUACUUGUUUGAAUGGUCAAUACUUGGUUGUUGGUUGAUUAAAUGGUCAAUAUACUGAAUGGUCAGUUGAAUGCUUUGCUGAUGUAUUAGAUUUUCAGUCUAUGUACAAGACUGUUAACGUCAGCUAAUAUUUGUACAUAUAUAUUACAUUAUGUCGGUAUUAUUAUUGAUAAGCAACUUCACAAAUAUUGAAGGCAGUAAUAUGGACUUUGAUAUAUACAGUGUAAACCCGUUAAUAGGCUUCAUUCCUUUUUAAUGACCAGGCCCUCCAGUAAAAUAUAAUGUUAUGGAAUAAUCAAGCAGCUUAGCGUGUUUCUGACUGUAUUGUUGCAAUAUGAUUGAAUAUGUUUCAUUUUAAACAAAGAUGUGCUAUUUGCAUGAACAAAACAUACAUCAUCUCACUAAAGCUCAGAAAAUAUGCGGAACGCCAUCAAAGAAAACUGUAUCUGAUGAGGAUGGCCUUAGUUGUUUGAAUUUAUCGGUCAGCCAAGUGCGUCUUCACUAUGAGCUGUUUUUUUUUAAAAGGAUAAUCAUAUAAAAUGUUUCAUUUUUUAACUUAGGCGUAUUUUGUGCAUAAAUUGAACAUACAUCAUAGCAUUUUACAUACAUACAUGUUAUCAUAGCUCAGAAUAUUGAUAUAUCCUGUCAGUCUAGAAGUAUUAUAUCAUAUAUAUUAUAAUUUGUUUUAUUGUGUAGCAAGAAAUAUAGAAUGUAGUACAAUUUCCUUAAUUUGGUAUUUCUCUUCCAAACCAGAAAAAUACUUGAAUUUAAAAAAAGAUUUAUAAUAUUUCUUCAAAAAUUAAUUUUUUUUUACUGUUAAUUUAUUAUAAUUUUUGUAGAAAGCCAAUACAAAAUACUUAUUUUCUAUACUGAUGGCUGUUUAUAGGACUCUUCUUUAUUGCUAUAUAUAUUGUAUUUCUUACCUGUUUGACUGUUUUCAUGCAUAACUUCAAUAACUUGUAUGAAUUAUUUUUUAGUCUUUCAUAAUAUGGGCUCAUAUCAUCAUUCAUUUUUGUGUCCUGACAUUGUGCUAUGCAAAAGAAAUACUGUGGUGUCAAGCUUUGUGUCUGAACUGAUCAUCUUCAUUUUUUUUUUUUUUGUCAAAGUGAAAGUACAGUUAUCUAUCUUGUUUGUGAAUUAUGUCCCUUAGAAACCAGUUUCUAUUGCUGUGAUACAUGUUUGGUUUAUUUUUCCUGAGAAAUGGAGAUGAAGAAAAGUAAAAAAAAAAUAAAAAAAUAUUUAUCAUGGUUUAAACUUCUGUCAGUGGUUGUAGAAUUGACAAGACCAUUGGUGCUGUCUGUUUUUU
Molecule: messenger RNA, 13190 nt
Organism: Biomphalaria glabrata
Lineage: Eukaryota; Metazoa; Mollusca; Gastropoda; Planorbidae
Product: neurobeachin-like protein 1
Exons: 62
Coding region: 43-8367 (2774 amino acids)
Biological process (GO): intracellular protein localization
Cellular component (GO): membrane; cytosol
Molecular function (GO): protein kinase binding
Source: RefSeq, a predicted model, not a curated record